Molecule: messenger RNA, 1404 nt
Organism: Nomia melanderi (Alkali bee)
Lineage: Eukaryota; Metazoa; Arthropoda; Insecta; Hymenoptera; Halictidae
Product: type 1 phosphatidylinositol 4,5-bisphosphate 4-phosphatase
Biological process (GO): phosphatidylinositol dephosphorylation
Cellular component (GO): phagocytic vesicle membrane; late endosome membrane; plasma membrane
Molecular function (GO): phosphatidylinositol-4,5-bisphosphate 4-phosphatase activity
Source: RefSeq, a predicted model, not a curated record
AACCAAUCUGUUGUAGGUUCGCGAUGUCUUAUUGCGCGACGUAUCCGUUUAGUAAAACGGUUUCUACUCUAUAAACAGCCAGAACCACGGAGGGUGUCAGAAAAAUUUGUAUUUUGUCAUCCUUGUCAUCGGAGCACCGGGAGUACUGUCAAACAUCACUUUAAAUAAAUUGUCGGACAAUUAACGGGUCGACAUGGGGGACGGCAAAGAGGGCGAACGACAGCCGUUACUAAAAAACGAGAAUGUUACUUAUAGUUCACACGGAAGCGAUUUCUUAGAGGAAAGUCAGUCGACAGUAUCUCCAAUUGGUCCCGAUGAACUACCUCCAUCGUAUCAGUCAGUUUUACAAGGCGGUAUGCCUAUGGUUACUUGCAGAGUUUGUCAGGCUAUGAUAGAAAUAUCUGGUAAAAGAGAUCAACAUGUUGUCAAAUGUUGUCAGUGCAAUGAGGCUACUCCCAUAAGGAAUGCACCACCAGGAAAGAAAUAUGUUCGUUGUCCGUGUAAUUGUUUGUUAAUAUGUAAAAGCUCCUCACAGCGUAUUGCAUGUCCAAGGCCAAACUGUAAACGUAUUAUUAAUCUUGCUCCAAGCCCAAUUACACCACCUGUUCUAUCUAUGCCUGGAAUGUGUAGAGUAUGCUGUGCUCAUUGUCAUGACACAUUCUUGUUUAACACAUUAAACAAUGCAUUGGCUCGAUGUCCACAUUGCCGAAAAAUAUCUUCCGUUGGCCCUGACUUCGCAAGAAGUCGAGCUAUUGCAUUUGUAAUUGCUGGAAUUAUAGCCUUAAUAAUCGCGAUAGCUGUGACCGUUGGUACACAUACGUAUGUAAAAACUCGCGGCGGAAUUUAUGUGGCUUAUGUUGGUGCAUUUCUAUUGGCACUUUUGUGUCUGGGACGCAGCAUUUAUUAUUUCACAAUAAAAAUUAGUUUGAUAGAAGGUCCAAUGUAGUCCUCUAAAUGACAAUCAACAUCUAAUAUUUUCAAACUGAUUCCUCUAACAUCAUGUGUCAGAUAUAAUAUAUUUAGAUCAAAUGUUUAUAGUAAUGACAAAAACAUAUAAGUCCUGCUAGGAUUUAACUGGUAGAUAUAAAGAUUCUCACAUAUGCACAUGCGAGUUCGUAUUAUAAUACCGUUCUCGUGCAAAAAUUCUCGCAUAUGCAUAUGCAGAUGUACGUAUUACGGACGAAAAGAACAUAUGUCCGAUAAAUGAAACUUUCUCAUAUAAGGUAAUCUACCUAGAAUUAUUAGAUGAGAAUGGGGAUGACCAUUUUAAACAAAGGGAUUGUUCCUCUGCACUUUUAUAUAUAAAAGCAUAGGACCAAUGCAACAGCCCCAAUAAAUUGUUUUCAUAUUUGAAAUAAAGUAUGCUAUAUAUGCUUUCUACAUCUACAGUAAAUAUAUAAAAUG